Molecule: messenger RNA, 1173 nt
Organism: Nerophis lumbriciformis (worm pipefish)
Lineage: Eukaryota; Metazoa; Chordata; Actinopteri; Syngnathiformes; Syngnathidae
Gene: rp9
Product: RP9 pre-mRNA splicing factor
Biological process (GO): RNA splicing
Source: RefSeq, a predicted model, not a curated record
UUUCCGCCCCCAUCCUACAGGGUUCGCUAAACUUCCGCCAAACGGCAGCUUUUCACCGGAAGUAGUGGCUGUCAAGUUAGCAUCACAAUUAGCCACAGCAACCGAAUUAGCGUCUAACAUUUUUUUUAAAUACGUCAUUAUUGAGUCUUUGGCGAGAUGUCGGGAAGGAAGCGGGACCGGGCGAGCGAGAAACAUGACAGCAAGCGAGAGCACAAAAGACACAAAUCGAGCAAAGAGGACGACGAGAAGAUCAAGAGCCAGAUGAAGAAACUCAACCAGCAAGUGCAGAACCUCAAACACGUGGAGACAUUCUACGAAAAACCUCCACCUGGGUACAUUAAGGAACACGAGGAGAAGCCAGAGGACUGUAUACCCGCGGAACCCGGGAAUGAAGAAGCCCGCAGCUUCCUGGCUAACGCGCCCACCAGGGGCCUGUGGAUGCCCCUCGGGAAGGAGGUGAAGGUGAUGCAAUGCUGGCGGUGCAAACGUUACGGCCAUCGCACCGGAGACAGAGAGUGUCCAUUUUUCAUCAAAGGCAACCAGAAGCUGGAGCAGUUCCGUGUGGCUCACGAAGACCCGAUGUAUGACCUCAUCCGUGAAAACGAACGUAACGAAAAAGAGACCAGGAUCCAGCAGCUGCAGCAACUUCUCCAGGACACCACCUCAUCCUCCUCCUCCUCCUCGUCAUCCUCCUCCGACAGCUCCUCGUCUUCGGAGCGCCACCGCAGCAAGAAGAAGAAGAAGAGGAAGGACAAAAAGAAGAAGAAGGAGAAGAAGAGAAGUAAAAGCAAGAAGAAGCACAAGUCCUCCAAACCUAGCGACUCCUCGGACUCGGACUGACCGGCUCAUCCCAGCCAGUAGGAGGCGCUGUGGUGCUCUCCCCUCCCGCAGGUUUGACGCCGCCAUCUUUGAGCAGACCAAAAGAGAUGCUUAACACAAUAUUACCCCCACUCUCCUUUUUGUCUCCCCGCCAUCUUCCAUUUCUGUGGAAACACUCACGACUCUAAAAGCCCUGAACGGAAAAACCGCCACCGCGGAUUCCACAGCAGAGUGAACACUCGCAACAUACUUGGGAUGGUUUGAGGUUUAGGUCGCUUGCUCUGGAAAAGGCGGGUAAAGAAUGUAUGCGGAUGAUUCUAGUCUUCUCAGAAUAAAGACCUUUUUCCUCCCCUA